This is a messenger RNA of Colletotrichum costaricense, 1161 nucleotides long. RefSeq lists its product as uncharacterized. Lineage: Eukaryota; Fungi; Ascomycota; Sordariomycetes; Glomerellales; Glomerellaceae. Gene Ontology annotation, molecular function: protein binding. Bases 1 to 1161 code for a protein of 386 amino acids. The transcript has a single exon. The record is from RefSeq and is a predicted model, not a curated record.
AUGAGCUGCUUACAACAAGCGGCACGUCAAGGAGACUUGCUCCUGACGCGUUUUCUCCUUGAACGUGGCGCGGAUGUUAACUUUGCUGCUCAUGAGGAUGGAGGACGUACGGCACUGCAGAGUGCUGUCGAAUGUGGUGCAACUUCAGUUGCAGGUUGUCUGCUCAGUGUCGGAGCAGACCUAAAGGCCGCUCCGGCGAAGAGGAACGGAGUCACCGUGCUAGAAGCUUUCGCAAAGUCUAACAAGGAUGCCUACUACCCGAGAUUAGCAGCCAGAGCUUCGUCCAUCGACCCGGAGUACCAAAGAGAUCAAGUUUCAAAAUUAGGAGAUUUUCGAAAUUGGGUGGCCAUGGGCGCGCCCAUCAAUCGCCUGAAGGGCGAUGACAGUAGCUUACUGCACCACUUGGUAUAUAAUUUCCAUUACGAAUGCCUGCAGUCAGCAUUGGAACUAGGCGCACGAACAGAAGCCAGGUGGCACGUGGAUAAGAACAUUAGUGUGUUUCAGCAUGAGCUUGAGCAUGAAACUUCAAAGGGCAUGAAGACUCCGCUUCAACUUGCUGCAUACUUGGACGAAGUUGAAGCUGCUCGCUUGCUACUCGAGUAUGGAGCCGAUAUCAAUGCCCACCCGAGCGACGAGUACGGCAGAACUGCGUUACAGGCAGCGACGUGUAACUUCAGAGAACAGUGUGGACAUGAAAUGCUGCAACUUCUGCUUUCCUUCAACCAGGACAUCAACGCACCACCAGCAUAUCAAGGAGGCCUCACAGCCCUACAGGGUGCAGCAAUAAGCGGCGAUUUAGUUGUUGCCAGGAUGCUGCUCGAGCGAGGUGCAGAUAUCAACGCUUCUGCCGCAGCGGAGGACGGGAGGACGGCGAUCGAUGGAGCUGCUGAACACGGCCGGUUGGAGAUGGUGGAAUUCUUGCUCGAGAAUGACGCGAAAGGAGACCCAAAGACCGGGUUCUCCAGGGCCAUUGAACUCGCGGAAGCGGAGGUUCAUUUUGGAAUUGCGAAAGUCCUACGAGAACACGUUGCCACGUUGGCGCUUCGAGAUUUUGAUCUGGUACGUGGAGUGAAUAACGACCUCGUCGGACCUCUGCCGUCUCCGGGGUUCGUCUUCUCAGACGAGGCCAUUGUGGAUUUCAACUUUGAGAUGCCGAGUUGA